Camellia sinensis is the source of this 594-nucleotide messenger RNA. NCBI's taxonomy places the organism in Eukaryota, Viridiplantae, Streptophyta, Magnoliopsida, Ericales, Theaceae. The record is from RefSeq and is a predicted model, not a curated record.
AUGCAUUCUACUUUUGCCAUGAAAGAGCUUGGGUCUAUAAAUUACUUUCUUGGUAUUUCAGUCACUACUUCCUCUCAAGGAUACUUUCUCUCUCAGCACAAAUAUGCGACUGAGAUUCUUGCCAAAGCUGGGAUGACUGACUGUAAAUCCUACUCAUCUCCUAUGGCCCUUAAACAGAAUGAUCCCUCUACUGAUAUCCCUUUUUCUAAUCAUUCUCUUUAUCGCAGCAUUGUUAGUGCUCUUCAAUACUUAACUAUAACUCAUCCUGAUAUUUCCUUCGCUGUGAACUAUGCCUGCCAAUUUAUGCAUCUCCCUCUUGUUAGUCAUUUUGCUCAUGUUAAACGUCUUCUCAGAUAUCUUAAAGGUACUCUCAACCUUGGGCUUUACUUUAGUCCUGGUCCUCUUAUUCUUCAGGCUAACUCUGACUCUGAUUGGGCUGGCAACUCUUAUGACAGAAGAUCUACUACUGACUAUUGUGUUUUCCUUGGCUCCAAUUUGAUCUCUUGGUCUGCUAAAAAGCAACCAACUGUGGCCUGUUCUUCUACUGAGGCAGAAUAUCGUGCCUUAGCUCAAACAGCAGCAGAGCUUAGUUAG